Messenger RNA from Octodon degus (degu), 1855 nucleotides. RefSeq names its product carboxypeptidase B2 (gene Cpb2). The record is from RefSeq and is a predicted model, not a curated record. NCBI's taxonomy places the organism in Eukaryota, Metazoa, Chordata, Mammalia, Rodentia, Octodontidae. Gene Ontology annotation, molecular function: zinc ion binding; metallocarboxypeptidase activity. Gene Ontology annotation, biological process: proteolysis; fibrinolysis. Bases 62 to 1333 code for a protein of 423 amino acids. The transcript is spliced from 11 exons.
CAAUCAACUAUCCAGGCCUUUCUCUUCAGAGAAUUUUGUGGGGCAGCAAGUCUCUGUUGGGAUGAAGCCUUUCUGCCUCGCAGUCCUUGUCGCCAUCAUCCUUCUAUGUGAGCAGCAUGGCUUUGCCUUUCAGAGUGGCCAGGUUUUAUCUGCUCUUCCUAGAACUUCUAGGCAAGUUCAAGUUCUACAGAACAUUACUGCAACCUACAAGAUUGUUCUCUGGCAGCCAGUAACAGCUGAAUUUAUUAAAAAGAAAAAAGAAGUCCAUUUUUUUGUGAAUGCAUCUGAUGUAAGCCACGUGAAAGCCCAUCUAAAUGACAGCAGAAUUCCAUUCAGCGUCUUGAUGGGAGAUGUGGAAAAUCUUAUUCGGCAGCAGACUUCUAACGACACGGUCAGCCCCCGGGCCUCCUCAUCAUACUACGAAAAAUAUCACUCGCUAAAUGAAAUCUACUCUUGGAUAGAAGUAAUAACUGAGAAGCAUCCUGAUAUGCUUAGAAAAAUUCACAUUGGAUCCUCUUAUGAGAAGCGUCCACUUUAUGUUUUGAAGGUUUCUGGAAAAGAACAGAGAGCAAGGAAUGCCAUUUGGAUUGACUGUGGAAUUCAUGCCAGAGAAUGGAUCUCUCCAGCUUUCUGCUUGUGGUUCAUAGGCUACGUAACCCAAUUCUAUGGGAAAGAGAAGCUAUAUACCAAUAUUCUAAGACACGUGGAUUUUUAUAUCAUGCCAGUGAUAAAUGUGGAUGGCUAUGACUACACAUGGACAAAGAAUCGAAUGUGGAGAAAGAACCUCUCCCUCCAUGAGAAGAACCACUGCAUUGGAACAGACCUGAACAGAAACUUUGCUUCCAAACACUGGUGUGAGGAAGGUGCAUCAAGUUUCUCAUGCUCUGAAACCUACUGUGGACCUUAUCCUGAAUCAGAACCAGAAGUAAAGGCGGUGGCAGAUUUUUUGAGAAAAAAUAUUAACCAUAUUAAAGCUUAUAUCAGCAUGCAUUCAUACUCCCAGCAGAUUAUAUUCCCAUAUUCUUAUAACAGAAGCAAAAGCAAAGAUCAUGAGGAACUGUCUCUAGUGGCUGGUGCAGCAGUUCGUGCUAUUGAGAGUAUUCAUAAAAAUACCAAGUAUACACAUGGCAGUGGCUCAGAGUCUUUAUACCUAGCUCCUGGAGGUGGCGAUGACUGGAUCUAUGAUUUGGGGAUCAAGUAUUCAUUUACAAUUGAACUUCGAGAUACAGGCAGAUAUGGAUUCUUGCUGCCAGAACGUUAUAUCAAACCUACUUGUACAGAAGCUCUUGCAGCAAUCUCUAACAUAGCGUGGCAUGUCAUCAGGAACGCCUAAUGCUCUUGGCUUCUCACUCUGCUUCCUACUUUCACAGAUUCUAGAGACCAAAUCGUACUAGUCUCUAAGAUUGAUCAGUAGUUUUGAUAAAAGUUUUUCCACUCCUUGCUUUUGCCAAAGAACACAAUAUAUAUUGCUUUACAAUUAAAAGGUUCUCGUACAUGUUUGUUUUAUCUUUAAGAGGCUGGUCAGUGAUCUUUUAAUUUCUGAUGCUUCACUAGCUAUCUCAAGCAAUUGUAAUGAACAGAUUUCAUGGAGAUCAUCGGAUCUAACUAACAGAAAGAGAGAUGGUCAGGAAUGCCAUACACUUAGGUUUUCUUGUCGUUUCAAGAAACUUCUGUUCACGCCCCCAAAACCGCAUUUCGCUUGCCCGUCACAGGCGCAGGCCCGGGACGCGGAGCCUCGCAAACCUGCAACAGACCCCGCUUCUCAACCCAAUUCGACCACUCACUAAACACUGUGGGAUGAACGAAAAGAAUGGCGGUAAUUACUUUCAACAACAAACAUGAUACUUCGAGCAUC